This is a messenger RNA of Artibeus jamaicensis (Jamaican fruit-eating bat), 2093 nucleotides long. It is a transcript of the gene PROSER2, whose product is annotated as proline and serine rich 2. The record is from RefSeq and is a predicted model, not a curated record. The transcript has 4 exons. The coding region runs from base 168 to 1589 and encodes 473 amino acids. Lineage: Eukaryota; Metazoa; Chordata; Mammalia; Chiroptera; Phyllostomidae.
AGCUGACCGGCUACCCCGCGGCGCAAGGGCUUCGGUGGCGGUCCGGGAGGACACCUGCGGUCCCCAGCGAGGGGGCUCCUGCCAGAUGUAAUCCACGACUUCAGAAUGGAACACUGGUGCCUUCUCCACUUCCUGUGAUCCAGCCAUUGGCCACUGUUUCUGUGGGGAUGCCUGUAAACCACCAGAAAUCAGACUCUUCGGAGAUGGACUCUGACUUGUCACCCAGUUGCAGGCUCAGUGACCUGAGCAGAGGGGGCAGUUUGGAGAGUCGAAGUAGCAGUUCCCGCUCCAGAAGUCUCACUUUGGAUGAUGAGAGCCUGAAGUACCUCACGCAUGAGGAAAAGGAUGUCAUCCUGUUUUUUGAAGAGACUAUUGAUUCCCUGGAGGAUGACUUUGAGGAGCAAGUCCUCUGUGACAGUGGGGUACCCUGCCACUCCCCACCAUCCCUGGAAGGGAGCACUUCCAGCCCCUCGGAGCCAGAAGAUGUGAUCGACUUAGUGCAGCCAGUACCUGCGGCUGGGGAACCUGAGUGCCUUCCGGGUGUGGCUGAAGCAGCAGGGGCUGGACCUGUUGGAAAGGAAGACAUUCCUGCCCUGGAGCUCGGGACACAAGAUGUAGAGAUUUCUCCUCAGCCAGAGUCCACGGUUCCAGAGGCCCCCCCUCAGCCACCUUCCCCACCCGUCCCCGCAGCGCCUGCCCACCCCAGGAAAGAGCUGCUCUCCGCUUCUCCUCCAGCAGAGCACCCAAAACUGCCCCGCUCCAUCCCCACUCCACUUGUUAUCGCCCAGAAAAUUUCUGAGAAGUUGGCAGGAAAUGAAGUGCUUUCACCCACCUCUCCCUCAAAGGAGGGCAGGCCUGGAGAAUGGAGGACACCGACUUCCACUGCCCCUCGAAAUGGAGACCACUCGUUGUGGCACAGACAUACGGCCCAGCCUGCACCCAAGGUCCACCGCUUCCCGAGCAACAUCAGUGUGACCAACAGUGCCGGGAGGGAGUUCAACAAGACUAUCUCCAAGGCAGCUGUCAACGUGCAGGAGCGGAAAGCCCGGGUCCUGGCCAACAUUAAUGGUGUCUCUUUUCUCUCCUCGGGAGAAGCGGAUGAUCGGGCCCAAAAGGGUGAUCUCCCUGAGCAGAGGAGAAGCGGCUCACCAGAGCAGGGGACACGUGACCACAGCAAGCCAGGCCCCGUCCAGGAAGCCACAUCCUCGUGGGCAGGAGGGCAGCCCAGCAGUCAGCAGUCCAGAGGUGUGCAGACAGAGCAGACCCUGCCGCUGGCCAAUGGCUUCCAGAGCAUCCACGAUGUCCUAAAGAGUGAGCCUGGUGGCUUUUUCUCUACUGGGAAAACCGUCACCUUCCAUCCGGACCAGGCUCUCACCAGUAAACUCGCACGCCAGAACGCCAGCAAGAGCUUGUAUGAGCACCGGCCUCCAGACUGCGGCCAGGAUGCUAGGAAGCGCUCAGGUUCGCUGCCCAGGGCGGUGGGGUUCAGACCCCAGGGCAUCACCGUUCAGUUCGCUGGCCGAGGCUCCACUGAGGAGGCCCGCCGGGAGGCCCUGCGGAAGCUCGGCCUGCUGAAGGAGACCUUGUGAUGGAGAGCGAGUGGGGGCUGGAGGAGCGGGACAGCCAGGCGUGUUUGGCCCAAAGUGGCGGUGCGCUGUAAAGAGUGGUCACCACCGUCCCAGUGGCGGUGCCCUGCUGAGGACCAGCCGUGACAGGCACCAGGACUCAGGAGUCCCAGCCGGGCGCUGAGGACAGUAAGGGCUGCCCCACCCCAUCCCAGCACUGAGCUGGGGUUUCCCUUUGUGAACGAGGGCCGGCCGCAUAUCGGCCUUUUUUGCAAGAACUCAGAGAAUAACCUUGAAGACCUAAAGGUUUUUGUGAUCUGUCACUUCCAUCUACUUUAAGGAUUGGGGAGGAUGGGACUUGGGUCUGAUUUGUUAUUCUUGAGUCUGUGCUCCAGCCGUUGAUCCCAAGCAUACCGACAUUCAUACCCAAACUGGCAAUAAGCCAGUCGAGGUCUCUCAUACCCACUUCUCCAAGACAGGGGUUUCCUCUCCUUUUCUAAGAAAAUAUUAAAAAUUGUUAAAUUUUCA